This is a messenger RNA of Spirometra erinaceieuropaei, 28314 nucleotides long. The record is from the annotation of a GenBank genome assembly. Lineage: Eukaryota; Metazoa; Platyhelminthes; Cestoda; Diphyllobothriidea; Diphyllobothriidae.
AUGCCCCUCAUGCGUCCUUCGCCCUUAGGUGCGUACCAAGCACGAUGACCUCAACGCGUGUAACAUAAUAAGCGUUGUGUUUUGAUUUUGUUUUGUUUGAUGCUGCGGCCUCAACUCCCUUCACAUUCAGAGCUCGCAGUCGACAGUGGCCUUAGUCGUUUCAAGCAACGCAUGAAGAGAGUCUGUCUUACUUGACGUAAGUCAACAAGUAAGUGAGCUUCGGGCUUCUAAUUAAUGUUGAUAUGUACACGUCCCCCACCUGCGUUUUCAUUAUUCUCCUAAAUUACUUGAGGUAUCUCAUAAAAGCAUAAACUAAUCCGUCAAUGACUCUCUUGAUGGAACCCUCCACAACGUCAACCCGAAGCAGAAAGACAUAUUUAUGGAUGCGCAGUCAUCAUACCGUUCCUAAUUUUCCGAUCUCUUCCAAAGCGCCCAUUUCUGGAUCUUGCCUGUGGCGUUGUUCUCACGUUCACGUCUGAAACCAGUGAUGCAACUAAAUGAGCUGCUUGACUCCUAGGCAAGUUUAACGGAUUCAGUUGGUAUUGCAGUAGAUGUGCUAACUCACGAAAUGUUAGCCGAAAUUCGGCAACGCGUUUUCGACUCGAACAGAUCACCUAAGUAGAGUUUUAAUAUUAAUCACCGUACAGCAUAAUUCCACAAUAAUUCAGUUGCUUCAGGAUGCCGACUUUUGAAUGAACUUCUUUCCGGCCACCUGCAAAAACUAAACUCUGCAAAAAAUGACUACUUAAUUUGCAUGAAAUUUUCUCACCGAUUUUAAAUGCUUUCAUAUAUUCAAAUAUAUUUCAUAGAAAAAAUGCAUAAAUUUUAUGAAAGCCUUUACGGUUUCCUCCUAAUCACGUAGAGGAAGAAUAGAUAUUCUUUUAAUUCCUUGGUGGAAACUUACGUCUUCUUCAAAAUCUAUAUCUGAAGAAAGGUAUAAUUCGGUUUUAAAAAACUUUUCAAUUCCAGAAUAAUUUUAAAACCGACAUGCUGUUACACUUUCAUUCAGGGUUUCCAAACUACAAGCUGUAUAUUUUCCGUGUACGGAAAGUCAUAUAUUUCUCUACGUGAUUAGGAGGAGACCGUAAAGGCUUUCAUAAAAUUUAGCAGUAGAUGUGAGCGUACUGUAAACAUUACAAGAAACAUUGGUAAAUGCACUGACAGGAUGUUUUAUGAACAGGCAUUUCGCGGUUUUAAAAAUUCUUAUAAUUAAGAAAUUUUUAUGACCGGACCGUAUCCUUCUUUCAAGCAUCAAAUUUGAAUCAAGCGUAAUUUCCUACCGAAUGAACAAAAAAAUGAAUAUUGUUACGCAUGUUUUCUAUGAACUAUAUUCAAAUUUAUAUGGGUAUUGACAAUCAAUAUGAAAAACUCAUGCUAAUCACGUAGUCAGACUAUGCGGAGUUUAGUUUUUGCAGGCAAUCGGAAAGAAGUUCAUUCAAAAGCCGAUAUCCUGAUAUAACUGAAUUAUCAUGGGAUUAUGCUGUACGGCGAUUAAUAGUGCGACUCUACUUAAGUGAUCUUUCCGAGUCGAAAACGCAUCUCAGAAUUUCAACUAAUAUUUCAUGAGUUAGCACAUCUACCGUAUGCUGUGAAACCUCCUUUUACCACUUGAGGCCUGUGUGACGUAAUACCACGAUAUUUAUAAAGGUCAGUUUGUGCUAUCCUUGUACAUUAAAAGGUGUAUUAAUGGAAUGCCUUCAGAUCGUUCGGAAUGAAACUUUAUCGGUUCGCUCUGAAAGUUGAUGUGAAUAUUUGGGCCGAAGUCCACCAUCUACGGUGGGACGACCGAGCAAUAUUCAUAAACUGUCAACAUGCAGUCAGUAGUACAAAAAUGAUGCAUGAUUUGCCAAAGUGACAGCACAGGUAAUAGCUUACAGUCAAAACACGUGUUUCGCCGUUUUGCUGCGGCUGCAUGACAGAACUACGAGGGGUUGGGCUAAUCAAUGGCCCCCCCAGCACUCCCCAUGUACCUUAUGGCAUAUGCUACCGUCUUGAGAUUUCGACUCUUCAAUUUUCUCAAAGAUUGACGCGUUAGCUUGAAGUAACUCGAGCCGGAUGAGGCUGUAUAGGCUCAGUCAGAAAGUUUGCUAUGAAUGCCUAAGCCGAAAUCCAUCAGCUUCAACGGGAUAACCGCGUAAUAUUCAUAAGCCCCCAGCGGGCAGUCAGUGGUACACACAUUUUGUAUGAUAUUUCUUGACUCGGGGGUUAGACGUCAACUCCAUGGGACCUGUUUGACUACCAGUGGCAAGUAGGCCAGAGUCAGCCAUUCUAAUCAUCGUUGCCUUUACCAGCGCGACCUCACAAGAAGAAAUCAUGCAGCAGUCUUGAUGUGCAUUACAGCAUUGUUAGAAAAUAUUCGGCAUGAUGUGGUUUGGUAGUCCCACCUGGUGGACAUAAUAGUGUUGGGGUUAGAGUUAGGGGGCAGGGUUAGGGGUUAUGGUUAGCGUCUAGGGUUAGGGGUCAUAGUUAGGGAUAAGGGUUAGGAUUAAGGGUUAAUGCAACUAUUUCUCAACCACUUAAAGUAUAGCCGCGCAUCCCCAAUACCUUUUCUUUUGCCCACAACUUCUUGCCCUCGUCGCCUGUGCGUUCCCCGGCCCCAUCUGUAAAUACUCCUAUUAACACCGAUCCCGUAAUAGAAGUGGCUGGGGUUUGUUUACUUCAGGUGGGACUACAAAACCACAUCCGACCAAAUAUUCAAAGACAGGGUUGACAAAAAAGAUAUUAUCUUUAAGCAUGCUUCUCAUACCUCGGUGCAAUGGGGGCUCACAUUUUCACGUAUUGAAAGUUGGGAAGGACCAGCUUUUCGAAUGAAAUUUACAUUGCUAUUAAACUCCAAAUAUUCUUCUGGUCUUGUAGUACUUUAUUUGUUAACCUCAUUGCUAACAUACAUGUCGCACGCUGGACGCUGAAGUCUUCGCCCGCAGUAUAACUUCGGUCAUUACUACUGUCAGUUAUUGUUCAAAUGAUGCUUCACAGAUGCACUGUGCCCCGUCAGACUGUUGAUUCCUGGUGAUUAAUAAUCACUCGGACUGCAAUGCAAACCAUCUACCAGACUUGCUGGAUUUUGCAGCAUGUCAAUUUCCUCAGAAAUUAGCUGUUAACUCUGAGUAACUCAGCCAUUUUGAGGCUUAUAGACCCAGAACGAAAUAUGAUAGGAAUAUAUGGACCGAGGUCCAUAAGUCACGACGGAACAAUUGCGUAAUAUCCAUUAACUGCCAACAGGCAGUCAGUAGUAUACACACAGGUUGCAGAAUAUGCCAUACUGGACAAAACAGAUACUAGCUACAAGAAAAUUUUAUAAACUUUAAUAAGCAGAGCUGCGUCGAAGAAGACGUGCGUUUAUUGGUGUUCAUAAGACCAAUCGUUCACAAACUCCCUUAACGGAUAGAUUAUUUAUAAGUACCUCGAAGGGAAAUCCGAUAUGCUUCAAGCGGAUGAUACGCAGAUUGCACGGAAAGUUUACUGAAGUUCCUGCGGACGCGUUUUCCAUUUAGCGGUACGUAUGUUAGCUCUUUCUUAGACAGAAAAAACAGACUUAAGUUGCUGAGUUCACAUUCAAAAAAGUGUCAUCGUUCAUAUUCAAAUCCGUAUCUCAUCAGUGGAACGCUCGCAUAGUAUAGAAAAUCUACUUCUGGCAAAUGUUGACUGGUGAUCGUUGGCGCGGAACAUCUUUGCAGUGAUACAUUGCUUUUACUGUUCUGAACUCAUACGAAUUCAUGAGUUUCAUGAUGGUACCUUUGUGGGCUAAACUGCAUAGUUCGACAUCUAUUUAUUUGGAUCACCACAUAAAAGCCUGCAAAGAAGUUUUGUUUUGUAUCCACCAAGGAAGAUUCUAUGCAGUUAUUCUGCACAGUUAUUCACAUAUUUAGCAAAUUGUUUCCAUUCGGAUGCUUUAAUGAGAUGUCUGCGACAGGCUGGAUGUCUAUAAAGGAGACUAUAGUAGUCUCAUUUACAGUAGGUGGGCUAACUCAUGGAGUGUUAACCGAAAUUCCGAAAUGCAUUUUCGUUUCGGGAAGAUUACUUAAGUAAGAUUGUAAAACAGAUCAUCUUGCAGGGUAAUUCUGUAGUAAUUCGGUUACCCCAGCAUGCCGGUUAUCGAACAAACUCCUUUCUGAUUGCAUGCAAACACUACAAACAGCAAAAAAUAUUACUUAAAUAGCAUGUAUUUCUCUCAUUGGUUUUCGAUGCCCUUCGAAAUUCAAUUAUAUUUCGUGGAAAACAUGCAUAGAAAUAUUCAUUGCUUUGCUCAUUCUGUAGAAAACUACUUUUUCCAAGUUUAGUCUCGGAGGAAGGGUAGAAUUCGGCUCUAAAAAAUUACAUAUUGUGAGGUUUUUAAUACCGUGAAAUGGCCGUUCAUAAAAUGUCAUAUCUCUGCAUUUACCAAUGGGGCUUGUAAAUUUAACAAUAUGGAUCAAAUCCACUGCUAAAUUUUACGAACACUCUAUGGUCUCCUCUUCAAACCUGUAGAGAAAUGUAUGAUUUUCCGUACGCGGAAAGUACACGCCCUGUAUUGUGGAAACCCUGAAUGCAAAUGUAAUGGCAGGUGGAGUUCAAAAUUAUUCUGGAAUUGGAAACGUUUUUUAAAACUGGAUUAUACCCUUUCUUCGAGUAUCAAGUUGAAAGAAGACGUAAUUUCCUACCAAAUAAGCAAAAAAGGACUGUUUUAUGCAUGUUUCCUAAGAAAAAUGGUUGAAUUCUCAAGGGCUUUGAAAAUCAAUGUGAAAAAUGCGUGCCACUGAAGUUGUAAUAUUUUCAGAGUGCAGUUUUUGCAUCCAGCCCAAAUUAAGCCGGCAUCCUGAGUUAAUCGGGCUAUUAUAGAAUUAUGCUGCGCGAUGGUUAGUUCUACAACCCUACUAAAUUAAUAUUUUCAAGACGAAAACGCAUUUCGAAAUUUCGAUUAACAUUUCAUGGGUUAGCCCGCCUACUGUAUAAACAGAAAUCUCAUCCAACUGACCAAGUCAUCCUCACAUCGAUGCGUAAGGACAUCCAGGAAGGGCAGUUCGUAGUUCCGUUCGCAAGCCACUGUGAAAAUAGGUUUUGGUUCUACCUACUAACUGUAAUUAAAAGGUAACUGACAACUACACUGUUAUUUAAAACCGCAGUUAUAUUGCAGACGUGCCUACUAUGCACGCGAUUUUAAUUUGAAUGCGUUUGCCUCUUCUCGAGAGGAUAAAAAUACGUUAUCCAGGGUCGGAUGACGUAAACUUCCAACGAACACUAAAUGCAUCAAAAUCCCGGAUUAACAGGAUGACAAAGCACUAUUCCCGUGUGUUCAUCAACACAGAUCAGGAGGGAGGACGACUCUGUUGAAUGGUCAGUCUUCCAUAAGAAUUCACAAAAAAGCUAGCAUUUGCAGUGCUUACAGGGUUCAAGCUGUUCAAAUUCAGUUAAACAAUUACAGCUACGGGCUAUUGAACGGAUCGUUCACGAAGCUCCGCUCAUAGUUGCUAGUCAUGCGAAGGUAAUUCUGACAGAGGUGAACAACGAUGUCUUGCUCCGACAUGCCACCUCAACUUGCGCCAAAGAUUUCGCGUGUGUUGUCGAGCAUGAGUGAGCCGAAUGGACGUCAGUGUUAGUCUCGGGCACUUGCGUCUGCUCCGCCAUCCGAAGAUAACCUUCUGGGCUUUCAUUCUCCCCUCUGGCGGCUAGGACAUCGCACAGGCCUUAAGGGCCUCGUACAUACUGUGCUGGAAACCGAAGAGUACAACGGACUGGAACUUGUCCUAACCCUGGUCCUACCACGGCACUUAUAGUUACUUUGACUCACAUCACCCAAGUAUUCCGUUACCCCCUACUUACAGCCCACAUUUAUUCUCUUCCCUGCCCUGUCGCCCCUAGUGAAUAAAAGAUGCCUUUUUAGCAUGACUUUUGCACCAUUCAUUCAUUAAUCGUGCUGUUCACUGACGGUAGUUGAAAAGUUGUUGCGAGUUUUUCGCGGCGUCAGUAAAUUGUUCUCUGCCAAUAGAAGCGAAGAGACGAGUCCCAGGAAGUAGACUUGAAGAAAGAGGCACGAUAGCUGGGACAAGAGCUUUAUCAGCCUGACGUUUCGGAUUCCUGCUCGAACCCAUCAUUACAGACAAAAGCAGAUACGGGUGAUUCAUGCACAAUAAGCUGUAGUAUUUAUAGGAUGCAGUCGCCAAGCUGCCGCAUACUUACGAACAUUCGACGAGAUCCGGCCACACAUUCAAAUUCAACGAGGCCGAAAUUCUCGCAAGAGGUGACAACCGCGUGAGUCGGGGGCUAUUUGAAUUAUGGUUUACUAGCCCCCAGUCCAUUAACAGGUGCAAUGACCUUCCCCUUCCAUACUCGGUGCUAAGGUUUCGCCUAGGCGGAGUAAUUAGUCAGAGCGCAACUGCGUGCUAAUGUGUGCGCGAUAGUCACAUCAAGACCAACCACGCCCAACUUUCUUCGAACCGGUUUCCCCUCCCUCUGGGACAUGCGAAGGAGGAAGGACGGUCAAAACCAUGUUAACAUUAGUGUCACUUUGCUUUUUCAUCAUUUGUCUAAAACGUUCUUGGAAGAUCAUAAGCUGCUGAACUACACUGUACGCGUUUUGUCCCCUUCGAGGCUGAGUGAGUUAGUACUUCCGAUCCCGCAAUCAUGAAGUGGAAUUACAGCGGGCUUCAAACGUCCUCAUUUGCUUUGCCAAAUGAAGAGAAGCCCUCGACUUGCUCUCCACAAGGAGCACUGUGAAAUGGUGUUGCGUACUUUCGAAAGUGUGUAGGUCAGGGCCGGGUCGCGUGUAUGGCAUGCGAAGGCGCGCUGUUUAUUUUCCCACUGUCGGUCACUGCGCCCAAUCCCCGCGUCAGCUGACUGACUGGCUAGAACACUGAUCUAGAGCUUGGGCGAGGGAAGAGAGGCUGACAUCGACUCGCUUAGCACAUAUUCCUGCCUAUAAACCGUCUGAUGCCCUUUUAAACUAUCACAGUGAGCUAGAAGCCGUGCCUCGGAAGGCUGCCAGCCAAUGGGACGGAGAGUCAGACUGCAAUGGUGUCCUUCUUUCUGUUACCUUUAUGGCACUCUUACCCACUUUGGAUCCGAGCCGUCCCCUCCCUUGUUGUGUGAAUUGCUGGUCCUUUGUGCGCGAACCAAGGGGAUGUGGUUGCGCGCUUGGGUGCGGGUUCAGCUGCGUCAGCCACCUGCGUCUGAUCCGCCGCCGGCCUUCUUGGCUCUGCUUUGCCACCGGAUGAGGAAGAAAAAAGUCUGGUAGAUGCUGUUCAACUCCACUAUCACUGUAAACUAAUUUACGACCAAGUCAUUGUCCAUGCGUCUACUCUACUGUGGCGCACACGGUGGGCAUAGUCGGAAUCGACGGUCGAAAUGUCGUUAUGUAGGUCUUGUAAAUCGGUUCCGCAUCAUCGACUGGGGAAGAGCAGCGUAGUCUGGAAGUAUAUGAAGGUUUCAUGCAGAAGGACCUAACAAAUCGAAGGAAAGGCCAAUGAGCUGGGUAGAAGUAGACGAUGAUGUCUCGAAAUCAUUAAACUCAGUCAAAUGAGGAAGAUGGGACUGUGUACUUGUUUUUAUGUAGGUUUUGCCUGACGAAUUGAUGAGACUCUUUAUAUAACAGCAAUAAUACUUAUUUAAUUUUUGUUACCUUAUCGGUAUGGACGUUCGAUGAGGAAUUUGUCUAGCCAAAAAAUGGAAGCGUGGUUGCAGAGUGGUGUUACUAUUUCGCGUUUUUACAUGCUUUACGUGCUUCCUGUUGUCAUUAAAAAUUUUACAUAACUCCUAUCGCUCAUUUCAAAUGUUAUUUACACUUUUUAAUGGUCUCCAUAGAUAGUUCAGACAGAACCUUGCACGAUUACGAAACAGAAAGUUUCUUUACCCCCCAUGAAGAGGACUUUUUAUAGCCCAUCUUUGAUAAAUCUCUUGGACACGCAUGUACCUCCGUGCAAUUUCUCAAACUACUCGGAUGGACUUAAAGAGGAUCAGUAAGGAAGAUAAGCUCGUUUAAUUAAAGGAAACGGGUAAAGGAAACGAUGUCCUUAAGGGAGGGUUUGAUACCAGUUCUACGCUAGGAUUUAAAGCCGCAUCCUUCAACCGCCCUUCGUCUAAACCUGUUCUAAGUGGAGAAGACUUCUACUCUUCACAAGACUUCCCACACCACGAUGACGAGACAGGUUUACGGUGAUGGUGGAUGAGUGUGGGCUAGCUGGUUGGCGACCUGGAUAACCCGUCUACACGUACCACAUACGUGCUACAUUUCGCCUUAGUUGUGGUGCCAUAAACGAUAAAUCCUGCAGCAGUCGGCGCAUUUUCAGCCUUGUUCUAGGGGAGGGCCGAAUUAUCUCCUCAACCGGCAGCCUUCAAAGCCACGAAUUUCACCGCAUCAUAAUAGUCUCACGCGUGAUUAAACUCCCGUUUCCCGGUUGAGAUCUCGUUGCUCAGGUGGUUAAGGCGUCGGUCGUACUCAUGCCUUGUCCUUGCUAUCAUGGGUUCAAAUCCCACCAAGGCUGCUGAUUUUUCACAGAUGUGUCGAACAACUUAUUCAAAGCUGCGAAAACACCACUUUGAUAUCGAUCUCAUUCAAUUCUGCUCGUGUGAAUUGUUGGAAUCUCUAGAAUGACUCGAUUUGACCCGAUUCGAGUGAGCCGUCGCCUAUGGGGGGACACUUAUGUUUUCGAAAGAAAUUUUGGACGCACCCAAUCUCAACACGGUCUCACUAGCUUUCCUAAGUAUAUAUCUCCCCAAAUGGCGGAAGUGUGCCAUUAACGAGACUAUUUUGUUCUGCGUUUGCUCCCGCUUCCCAUUUGGACGGUGGAUAAAAUGCCGAAGGAUGUAAAACUGACUUGAACAAGGAAAGUGCACAAUGUUUUUACUCUUCUUAUUUUUUUUCUUUCAUUUCAGUUCAGCAAAUGGGUCUCAUUAAGAUUCCUCCUUGGUUGAUCGUGCUCUCUUUCUACGCGCGGUACAUCUUUAUAAUCGUCUACCCCCUUAUUCUGUCACCAAUUCUUAUUACACACGAUGGAAAAGUAAGUUCCUAAGCAUUAUUCAUCGUUUUUAUCUCCGCGAAAUUUUUUACGGUCUUUUCUUUUAUGGGGAAGAUCUCCCACAGAUUUGAGCAUCAAGUAGCGAUUUUUCAUGAUAACCAGGCAGUGUUUUUAUAAAUAUUACGAACUUUUUUUAUCACUAAUGCUGUGAAGAUCUUCAAAUCUUAUAUUUAUUGGGAAUUGCCCGUUCAUCAGUUGCUCGUUCACUGACAGUUGAAGGGGAGUAUUGGGAGGAAAGUUUCACACUCUCAUGCAAUGGACAGGUGGGACGUAGCUUUUGAAAUGAAAUUUAGAGGCUGACAGGCCAAACUUCAGAAUCAACAUCAACACGGCAAGUUUGUUAGCUGGAGUCGAGAAGCAGUCUUUACAGGCAUAUUGUGCUACUACCAAAAUCUCUAGCUUGUUAUUAGGUCUUUAAGAAUCAUCGCACUCUGGUGCAGAUACCACCGGUUGCUCUGCUCACUUUUAGAGACUUUAAUAUCGGUCUAUUUAUUAUUUAAAAAAGCAGGAAGAUAAGUCCGGGGAUUUCGAAGUUCCUGUAUUUGUUAAUAGUCCUCGGCAUAUCAAUCAACAUUUCCUAUAAAUUAUCAUGCUAAUGCCAUGCAUUAAAAUAACAGACUGGUCAAUUACACUCUGCUCAAAUUACGACCUCUAUAUUUUCAUCGACAGGAUGAAAACGGAAGUAGCACCUCAGACGACUGUGCCGUAUAGUUACUACGUUAAAAUUUAGUAAAUAAACCAGAGCGUCUACUGGAAACUCAAAUGGCGAUGCUCAGGGUUGAGCCGCCUUAACAUCAAGCUACCGAAUUCGAUCGGAUUUUGCAUACACAGCAUUUUUGGUUGAUGUGGGCAGAACCGAUUUAUUGCUGAGAGAUUUACUGGCAGGCACCGAAACCUCUCUCAUCGCGCGCAUUGUUGUGCAUUUUGCGCAGACAGCAUAAAAUUGUUGAAGGCAUUUUUAGACUUACACCACGGCCCAGCGAAUCAGCUCGAUCAAUCGACCAGGUAGAUACUUAUAUAGAAUCUCGCAGUGAUAUGCAAGUUCCCUACUUAUAAUUCGGACCCUGGUCCUAUAAAGCCGUCUGUUUGAUACCGGCUGUAAAAGAGGUGUUCGACGGAAGAAUUCCCCGGAAAGUCAUGUCGGAAAAUUGGACUGCUAUUCAUACUUGUUUCGGUUUGGACCUUUCGGCCGGAAUGAGGUUUAUCGAAGGAGUUUGAGAAAAAUCUAGAUGUCCCAAGAACUGUUACUGUCACAUCAGGCUGUACCGAAAUGUUCACAUCUGUAUUCUUCGCUGCCAUCAUCCAAACGCACCCAAGUAUAAGUCGAGGACCUGCGGCUGCAAAUGGGGCUCUUCAGUCUUCGAAAAGUGCAAUCGCUCUAAAAAAAGUUGCCGCUCCUCAACGACGAUAAGGGAUGCCAAGUCUCAUACAAGUGGCGAUAGCCGAUCGUUCCUGGUUCCGACAUUUCCCUUUCACUGGUUAUCUGAUCUGAAAUCAUCACAGACGAUCCCGCAGCUACAUGCAGUCGUUAUUAUAAAAUUAUCACCGGGUAGGCAUGAUAGACUGGAAAAGUCAACAUUGGUACUAUCCGGCCAGUCCCAUGUCGGAGCAUCUAACGCUCGAACUCGGGCUUGCUGCAAUACCCCAGUCUGAAAGAGCUCUCGAACGGACCUCUAUGGCAGAACAGCAUCCUCCGUGUUCUGUCUUGAAAUCAGAAUAGGUCGAUGGACGCGAAGUCCACGCAGGCUGUAAUUACAGUAGGUGGGCUACCUCAUGAAAUGUCAACGGAAAUUCCGUUUUCGUUUUGAAAAGAUUAAUUCAGUAGGGUUGUAAGACUUGUCUUCGUGCAGCAUAACUCUAUAACAUUUCAGAUACCUCGGGAUGCCGGUUUUCGAACAAAAAUCUUUCCGGCCACAUGCAGAAGCCACAAUCUGCAAAUGACUACUUAAUUAGCACGCACCUUUCUCAUCGAUUUUUGAUGCCCUUAAACAUUCAAUUAUAUUUCAUGGAAAGCACGCAUGAAAAUAUUCAUUCUUCCGCUCAUUCGGUGGAAAAUUACGUUUUAUUCCAAUUUUAUACUCGCAAUGAACGGUAAUAUUCUGUUUUCAAAGACGUUUCCGAUUCCCAAAUAAUUUUGAACCCGACUUGCCAUUACACUUGCAUCCAGGGCUUGCAAACUACAAGCCAUCUAUUUUCUGCAUACGGAAAACCACAAAUUUCUCGAGGGUAUUAAGAGGAGACCAUGAAGGGUUCAUAAAAUUUAGCAGUGGAUUUGGUCCAUAUUGCCAACUUUACAAGCCACAUGGGUAAAUGCAGAGACGUGCCGAUUUAUGAACGUCCAUUUGACGGUAUUAAAAAGUGUCACAAUCAGAAACUUUUUUGAAACCGGAUCAUGUGCUUCCUUCGAGUGUAAAAUUGGAAGGGGAUGUAGUUUUCUGCCGAAUGAGCAGAAGAAUGAAUAUUUUAUGUAUGUUUUUCAUUAAACAUAAUUGAAUGAGAGAAAUUCAUGCUAAUGAAGUAGUCAUUUUACGGAGUUUGGCUUUUAGGCAGCCGGAAAGAAGUUUGUUCAAAGACCAUAAUCUUGAGGUUUCCUAAUUAUUAUGCUGCAAAAUGAUUAAUUUUACAAUCCUUAUUAAUUAAUCUUUUCUAAACGAAAACGCACUUCCGAAUUUCGGUUGACAUUUCUUGAGUUAGCCCAUGUACUGCCUGUUUUAGGGGGUAGCAUUUGACGAGCAAACGAUUGCCCGUUUCUCUCCUAUUGGUCGUGUAGUUUCCCAUUUCCCAUGUCUAAGUUUAAAUUUAUACAGGUACACUUUGCUAAUAUUGCUAUAGUUGCUGUAAACGCAUGAUUUUCAUGCAUACGGAGUUCCUUAAGGACAGCUUUUCGUAGCCUGGCGUCAUGCGAGGAGUAAGGAUGUAACAUCCCUUCGUCAGAUAUUCUCCUCCUUCUCCCGCGUCAUGAAAGGGCUAAAAAAUUUCCUUUUCCAGCGGAGUCCUCCACUUGUCAUGUGCCAUGCAUCCGCAAAUCAAGGAGUAAAUAGACACACACAUGCACACACCGUGUCAAGAAGCGCCUUGGAAUUCGUGUGGUGGGAAAUGCCGCUCGGCUUGACUUGUCUAGUCGAAAUUUGACGACACCAGUGCGUGUUUUAGAGAUUUCCUGAUUUCAUUCUCCUCUUAAUGGCUUUCCGUAGAAGCGCCAUUUCAACAAAACAUACACUAUAGGUGUCGCCCUUGUUACUUUGCUGUAGAACUCGAAAGCGGCCUACAUUCUGCUUCUAAUGAGCGGUUUCUGGGUGACCGGCUUCAUUCCGCUCUACGUGACCGCACUCUUUCCAGUUGUCCUUGCACCUCUCAUGGGACUGCUUCCCAGUGCUAUUGUAGCCAAGGCCUACAUGUCGGUAAGAUGGUGUCAAAAUAAAACUUCAAAAUGUUGGAACCAAGGAGGCUAGUAACUUUCCCUUCAUCCCUCUUUCAUACACCAGAGCUCCACCCUCUUGUUCCUCGGCGGUAUGAUCUUGGCAACUGCAGCCGAAAAUACCAACUUGCAUCGCCGCAUCGCUGUCGCCUUCAUGCGUUGCAUGGGUCAUGACGCUCGCCUGUAAGUUUGCGAGUGAAGAACGCUUCGCAGACUGAAUGCCCAAAAUUUGGUGUAACUUGCAGAUGGCGUUGGGGGGAAAGGAGGGGUAGAGUUGCCAACGAAAACGACAUUUGUUAUCAACUUGUAGACAGCUACUUGAGUCCUUCACUGGAAAACUCGGAGAAGCUGGGUCCCCCUUUUGAUUGGCUUGCAAAUGGAUCAAUGAUCUUCAGUGAAAUGUUGCAAACCAGGAGUUUGCGGUGUAUUUCGACUAAAUAUCAUCGAACACUGACGCUAUCCCGAGUAGUAGCGUGUUUGUCUGAUUGUGAGCAUGCUCUUCACAAGGUCGUCAGCAUCCAACUGUCUAAAUUUGUUUGUACUGUCGUAAAUUCUUCUGAUGGACACAGACAGUGGAGAAAUUUAGGGAGCAACUUAGAGAACGAACACAUACCUUUGAAGUUCCUCCUGGCACAGAUUGCAUACUUCUGUUUCAGCAGUGAAGAGAGCUGACGGAUGCCCGAAACAAGUAUUAGUCAGGUAAAUAAAUGGCAUCAAAUAGUUUCGGGACUCUGUCCUCGAGAAGUCAAUAAGUAGAUUUUGAAAAAAAUAGGCGGGCAGAUUUUAACAUCAUUGUAAUCACAUGUAGACUGCAAAUGUGAGUAAAUCUUCAAACCUAGAACAGGUAAACACAUUUGGGAUGCUCUAUAUGGGUAAGAUACAUAUACCCUCAUAGCGUAGAUCAGGGAAGCAACGGCUUACUGUUCGUAAAAACAUCACAGCACUCGUUAGAAGGUUCAAGUUCUCACGAAACAACACGUUCUAGCAGAGCACUCUGCCUCAAUGCUCGGCCGGAGCAGUGGCUGACUCAUUGUUCCUCGAGCAACAGACACGUCAUGUUCGAUGGAGAAUAAACGGCACAGGAGUAAGCACCAAAGAGCAAGUGGAUAGGAUGAAAAUAACAGCACGGGUACUACCAUGCUCUAGUCCACUCUGCACUUUGCAAGAAGGAGGGGGUAGCGAAGGUUUGCGUUCAAAAUUAGAGUAUUAGAAUCUGGGGUUUCUAAAAGCAAGACUGAAAUACACACACACACUCCUGAUCCCCUGAAAUUCAUGCUUACAUGAUCGUUACUUACUUUCGUCGGGUAGACGUCUGCGUUCGAUUAUCGACCUCGAGAAUGAUCCUUUUGGCAGUACAUUCACUACCUUCAUUUCCUUGGACUACGGCGGUUUAGCCGACGUUUGACUGUGUGCCCCGAAAAGCGCGCACAGCUUACUUAUCAGCUCGAUGGCCAUAAAGCCACAACGUAAUGAGGAUAUACUUAAAUUGGUACGGUGAAAAUUUUGAUCAUAAUGAUGUGUGGUUAUAGGGUGCAAGCUUCGCUUUCUUGGGCGAUUCGGGAUUGAGUUGGAAAUACACGGUUUAAAAGUGUGCUCACUAAUAUGCGAUGACAUUGUUGAGGGUUGAUUCUCUUGGCACUGCUUUCACAGGCAUUAUGAACAGCAUUAAGUAAUGGCGUUAAGGUAAUUUUGAGGCUUACAGCGUUCACGGGAUACAGUGGGGUCUGGAAGUUAAUUUCAGGUGGAGGGUAUGGCCGUAUUUCAGUCUGCUUAUUUCCGAUAUUUAUGGUUUGGGUCUCGGCGUGCUCUUCAAAAUAUCUCAGCAAAACCGCCAUGGUUUCAUACAUUCAAAUCGGAAACUGUUCACCUGACACUGCUAUUUAAAACCCCAUGAAGCAAACGAAAGUUUUGUCGUUAUUGAAGGGGGCUGUAGAAUCUUUGUGAUAAAAAAACUAAUGAAUCCGAUAAGACGCUUAUUGGAGGUCCAGUCGGAGAUGGUCAGGGUUGGUCGUCUUAACAUCAGGUUACUGAUUUCGCUCGGAUUUUGUAAUCGCAGCGCCUUCAGUUGGUGUGUAUGUGACUGAUAAAUCGCUGAUCGGUUUAUUUACAGGCACCCGAAUCUCAAUUCCACUCAUCACGCUCACUGUCCCGCAUUUUCUGCAGACAAGGUGUAUAACUGUUGCAAGCGUUUUCGGAUUGAAAGCAUAAUUCAUAGAAUAGACGGUAUGAAAUUAUUCACCUUCGUUCACUCGACCAUCCACCUGAGUAAGUGUGGCGAACUUUGAGGCGAGAAACAGACCCUUCAUUCGCACCUUAGGCCCUGGUCCUAUCCAGCCCUCUGUGUAAAACCGGCUUUUACACCAUGGCACGGUAAAGAAAUGGUGUAUAAUCGGGUGUGCUUUACCAUACAAUACAAGCUACUACGUUCAUUUGAGUAGGCGCUGUCCAACUAGGCUCUUCCUCGCCCUAGCAUACGCCAUGGCGCUGCUUUGGACGGCUGCCAAGGUCUACUAUCCAUUGCUACCAGAAGGCAGAUUUAUCGACCUUCAACCACUAUCAGGGUCAUGCACUCGGGUUCAAUACUCGCGUCCGGUUCUGAAUGACCGACUAUUGUCUGACUGCCAACACGCAAUUAGCUGCGGCUACGCUUCGGUCAACCACAUAGGAUAGACCCAUCUGCCCCUGCUGGCGUCUCCUGUUUCAUUAUGUCUAGGUGACCAAACCGUCGAAUUGCGCCAGUGGAUUGCAAUGGUCAGGGCACCCCUCCCUUUACUGAUAUAUCAGAGAAGUAAAUGCAACCUCAGACUCAAUGGUCCACUCUCCUUGUUUGAUGUUUCGACCGUGGCAUCCGACGAUGUCCACCGUGUGCUCCACAGUAGGGUGUAGCAGGCACGGUGACUUGCGCGUGAAUUAGUUUAUGAUGAAAGUAGACUUGCGUAGUAUCUACCACCCUCUCUCCUCCUUCCCACCCGUGCUCGGUGUCAUGACAUAUUCAAGAAGAUCGGAGGCAGGGAGGGCGCAGGUGGAUGCGCGGCUGAACUCGCACCUCGACGUCCCACUCCACACCCCCUGGUCCACAACAAACAUUUGACCAGGAUUUUGAUCAACAUCAACAACAGAAAGGACGUGGAUGACUGGGCAGCCAUGCAUACGACCUGUAUACCCAGCGGCAUUGCAAAUGCGCCUGUCGUCAGAGAACCCGGCACUUGAGAACUGCCGGUGCAUGCCAGGCUGAAGGCCACGGUUUGCUGAUCAUGGCAUGGCAUGACAUACUCUCAUCAUAGACGUUAGGGGACUAACUUCUUAGAUCAGCCAUUUUCAAACCACUCCUUUUAAAUAAGUCAUUCAUGCCCUAGCCUUCACUUGCUGCAGUGAAUUAGCCCAUUUUGUUUGUCACCUUUUCGGUGUUGAAAAGACUCUAGGGACGGCAAAUGCACGGAAUGGUCUAUGCCAAGUUGCGCGACUAACUGCACUUUCCCAAUUUACUUUCGGUAUAUCAUUGACAUAUCACUUAAAAAACUUCCUAAUUCUAGACUUACACUAGGUGUGAUGCUACCCACCUGGUUUCUUUCAAUGUGGAUGAGCAAUACUGCGACAACUGUGAUGAUGAUUACCAUUGUGGAGGCGUUUUUGACAAAACUGGACGAGGCCACCGGAGGUAAGUAGUGUUUUAAAACUAAGCCAUGUUCCACUGUAUGUGUUGCCUCUUUAACCAUUUUAAAAUUUUAUGCCAGUUUGAGCACAUAAUUGCUCGUAUGUUCCAUCUUCUUACAGUCAGUCUAGGUGGACCGGUCGUGGAGAAUGGGAUGAGGUAUGCUUCAAAGUAAAUAUAUCGCAUUUUAAACGAUAAUAAAAGCGGUGAUAAGGCCUCAGACAUCUCCAUCACGCAUUUCAGAUUGCAGAGAAGGGAUCGAGUGCGCAUUCAACGCUUUUCCGCAGGAAUCAGCCUGUCCGUUUGUUAUGCUGCUAGCUGUGGCGGUAUCGCCACCCUCAUAGGUUCUCCGCCAAAUACAAUCUUUGAUGGACUGGCGAGCAGGUAAAAAGACUCUCCUACGGGAGUAGUCUUAACUAAUUUAUUUUCGUUAAACAUAUCAAAAGUCUGCUAACAGCCAGACAUUAAGUGAUUCGGUGCUGAGGUUUUCCUGAUACGGCCAGGUGAAAUGAAGUCUUUCCUUUCCUGAAUUCAGCCGAUAUGGCGAUGAAAUUCCGUUGAAUUUCGGGAUCUGGAUGGCUUAUGGUCUGCCUAUUUCUCUACUCUGUCUCGUAUCUACUUGGAUUACUCUCUGUUUGGUAUUUCUUGGACCCAGGUAAGUGCGAAUAUCGUUCGUAAAAGGCUGAGCCAAACUACUUAAAAUGAAUUCUAGCACUUGGACACCAUUACCGCUAACAGAACCUCUGCCUAUUCCCCCAGGAACAUCUUCAAGUGCUGUCCGAAGAGAAAUCAUGACAGCUCGGACCACUUCCAGAGAGGAUACUAUGACAAACCAGUCCCAGCAAAAAUAUCGGCCAGAAUGGAGAAAUUAGAACGCACCGCCGGCAAAGAAGAGGGUGGAGAGGCCUCGUUAAAUAUCGCUUCCAUCGUCAGAAGAAUUUCUGAGGAAGAAAGACAGGCUCUAGGUCCUAUGAAGUAGGUAUCUGUAAAAUGACGCUGGUAAUAUUUGCGGAGACCACUUUUAACAUACCCACCGAUCGCAAUAAGUCAGUUAAGCUGAAUGCAGUCCACUUUUUGUAAACAACUCCGUUAUGAAACCAGUUUCGUAGACAAUGGCAACUGUGUACUAUUAGGCUUGAACCCGUGAGCGUCUUCAAAUACACUUCGACUCCUACAAUGUCAUUACUAAUACUCUUGUAUAUUCUGUCCACUUAUUCUAGGUUCGGUGAAGUAGCGUGCACUAUCCUAUUCGUGCUGCUAAUUGCCCUGUGGAUUACAAGGAAGCCAGAUGUGCCCGGAUGGUCUCGUUUUAUGCCGACUGGCAAUGAAUCAAGUGGAAAAACUGUGAUGUACGCUGCAUUUACUCCACUUAAACAGGAUCUGACUCAGUAAACAUCUUAUCGACAGGGACAGGAGAUGUUAAUUCCCUUCCCAUUUGCCGUCAUCGCUUAGGUUGAAAGAUUUGAAUGCCCACGUACCAUCCUUCAAAGAAGCCCUAGUAGCGAGUGAUACUUUCACCUUCCUUCCCACAUCUUCAUUCAGACCUGGCAGUGUGGCCUAACCGGUCGGCCGUGAAGUUAAAUGGGUAGCUAGGACUCGCUUAUGACGGCGAAUAGGCCAGAAGCAAGCUCUUCGGGACCCCAGUUUUUUUUGUAAUGUCUCCCCUUUAGCAAAUGCUGGUUAAUAUGCGAUCGCCCGCGAUAGGUCUCGGCCGAAGCCGCAACACAAGGCAGAAUAUCGUGCUUUGUCCUUCAGCUAGGCCAAACCGAUUAAACCUCCCCCCGUGACUUUAACUGCACGGUUUGGUCAGUGGAACGUUCAGGCAGGCUAAUAAAGUUUACUAUAUUGCCUUGCAGAUACGUGACUGACACACAACCUACAAUCCUCUUCGCCAUCUUGGCUUUCAUUAUCCCCGCGUCAAAUCCUUUUCGUCUUCGCAGCGAUCCAAAUGAAACAGGCAAGUUAGUUUUUUGAAAAUGCGCUGGCUCAUCUCUUUCUGAAAAUGAAAAAAACGGUAAGAUGCCUACUUUUUCUAAAAAGAAAUCGCAUUUUGCCGAAAAAAUGAUUGGAAAGAAAUUUCCGUUUGUGUGUUUUUUAAUAGUAGGGAAUGUUAACUUGACAGACGCAAGACGAAUCCAGCAAGCAGAAGUAUGACCAAGGCUCCAUCCAGUCAUUAAACCAGUUGGAAACAUUCGUCACCCACGGUGGGAUUCCAACUCACUGCAGCAAACUCAAGACUUGAGUAGUGUGAACGUUCUAACAACCUGAGUUACGAGACUCCCACUGCGAGUCGUCGAGCUUUUCACAAUGUAGUCGGAUGAAAUAUUCAUGUCUGCUAAGAACGAGUAUUGAAAAAACUUCCGUUCUCCAGAUCAGUCAUAAUUCACUGGUCUAACAAAAGGAGAGAUAGCAAUUGGCCAUUACAGCAAAACCAUUACUAUCCGGCAUGCCAUCGGCUACAGGGAUCUGUUAUAAACAAGCUGGGUUAAAGCGGGCAGAAAUUGUAGUGGCUCUUUCUCUUUCCCCAUCAUGAACUUUGAUAUUUCGUGAAAUGAGCAGGCCAUUCCCGGGUAGACUCGUGACGGCUAUACUUUCAAGGUGCAGAGUCCGGUCUCGCAGUUCGCAAUUUUCAAAGGUCGACCCCGAUGAUGGGUUAGGUGAACCGAGAGGUCAUAAGAAAUUCUUAAACUUGCUCCGACAACGGUAUAGAGAAGGACCCCACCAAAAUGUCAGUAGACUGUGGAUCAUGUCAUACGAGGUUUUAUACUGGCACACACUUGCAGGCUGUUGCAAAAAUUAUACUGCCAACAACGAUUACUUCCCAUGACCUCACACACUAACGGAACACCCGUUAUUUUGUGAGGUUUACUUUUUGUUUAUUGUCUAUUUGCUACUGUUAUAUCCGUUGUCGUACAGUAGCGUAGGAUAAGACUUUCGCAUAAAUCCAGGUAAUUUCUGUGUUUUCUUUCAUUUUAUCAGCCUACUGUCUAUCGUGCUGUCCCGCCCACAAAACUCCCUUUUCCAUAAAUCACGUAUAGCACGAUACGUGGAGUGGAGUCCGUCACUAUACCGCUGCCCUUGCUAUUAAGUGUUCGUAUGGAAUGCAAGACGCCAUGGGCAUAUGAAUGAGGUAGAGGCAAUAAAACCACCUCUCCACUUGUUCAUAUUCGUCCAAAGGAAAUUUGGGUUAGAUCGCAGUUGGUAGCCAGACCCCGUAUAACAGGUGGCUGGGGGUUUGCUUACUGGAGAUAUUUUGUGGGUUUCCAUAAUUACAUCUGACCCAACUGGCUUCCGUUUUAGGCUUAAGGUUAGAAUUAGGAUAACAGUUAGUGGUUUCCGAUUUUCGGAUAAGGGUUAUGCAUUUAGACUUAAGUUUUCGGGUUACGGUUAGGGUUUGAGCGUACAAUAAGGUUUCAGUAUUAAGGUUAGGUUUUUCGGUUAGCGCUAUGUCUAAGGGCUGCGGUUCCGUUUAAGAUUUCGGUUAGGGUUAGGGUUGCCCUUAAUGCUAACGGUUAACGUUUAAAGUUGAGGUUAGGGUUAAGGUUAGAAAUAGGGUUGAGGUCGCCGUCCGCUUUCCCAUUCCUGGCUACCAACUGCGAUCCAACCGAAAUUUGGGUCGGACACGGGAAUAAACCCCUCCCCUCGGUAAUAUAAUAUGCCUCUCUAUAAAUUCCAGAGGAAACUAUUCCUGAAUCCUGACUUUAAGCCUAACCCUCCGAACUCCACCGGAAUUUGGUGCAAGGCCACGUGUAAUACGGGGGGAUGGUCAUAAUCGUAGGUUGUUGAGGCGAUCUAGUGUCACGUUUUAGUGGAUCGAGGUGAAGGUUGAGGUAACAUUCCGUGACACAGCCGUAUUUGGACUUGAGGUGAUGGAGUCUAGUGCGUCAAGACAGUCAUGUAGACGGGCUGCAUUCCGCACAAUGAUACAAUACCUAGGGUAAAAUAGGGACUUGUAUGCGGCUCGUUAGACUUCAUCAAUGGCCCAUCAGCCAGUUUAGUUCUUAAUUGUCUUCCAACUAAUUUAUUGCGCAAUCUCUCAGAAAACAAAUUAGUGACACGAUAUUUUACAAUGUUAGCUUCCUACGGUAACAUUCCUACGGUAAACAAUCAUCAGAGUGGGCGCAGACGAUAGAACCUUUCACAAAAAUAGACCCCAAAUCGCCCUUUUUCCAAAAGUGAAGGAGGGAAUAAACUAAGGAAUAUAUUGAAGUGAAAGUUCGGGCUAUGAGACAGAUCCAUUUACCAUUGGCAGUAACUAACAGCCUAUUGAAAUAAUCAUUCCCUUCCGUAUUUCCUAAUAGCCCUUUUUGAAUCCGUUUUGCCAGCAUCUUUCUCACUAUCGUUUUCGCACUGACAUGCUUUAACUACAAAAAUACGGAAGGAAAACUGCUCUCUUGCUUUAUCCUUCAGGACAUACAGGAAUAUUUGACUCACAUUUUGCAAAAAUCCUCUCCAAAACGGAGAGACUUAGAGCGAACGAAAGAAGUGAAGUCGCCCGGAAAACCGAAGAUUUCUCUAUUUUCGAGGGGAGGAGGAGGGAUAUAACUGGGUGCGCGUAUUUGUGCCCUGGCGUUUUAAGUAGGAAAGUGGACAUCUGUCCUUCUAACGUGCAGAGCGUGCUCUCGUCGCCUGACACAUUGAUAGUCAAUGACGAGUGUGAAUGCGAAACGAGUCCCGUUUGUCCGUGAUCCUUAUCACUCCCCGUUCUUGUUGUCUGGGACGGCAAAUAUGGGUCCUACUGUCUCACAUCGUAAAUGGCUUUUGUCAGGUACUGGCGCACGACUGCUGUGGCCGCAGAAAUUUCAGUGGGCAGACUGGAUGGGCUGUCGAUUGAAGGCCCUGUUUCAUGCAGGUGCUUUGGCCUUUGAUUGUCCCCCUGGUUCACCACUUCUACGACGUCGAAAUUGAGAACUUGCUUGUCUGCGUGGAAGGGCUGGCUACCUGUGGCUCGGAGUCUGACCUCUGAACUGUCAUCUUUUGUUCUUACAACCUUGUCCGUAGCUUUGGAGUCUACGAACAACGGCUGACUGCUUGAGGUUAGGAAUGAGUUCUUUAAGGCUCAUUACAAGCCUACGUUAGGUCUGUAGGCGAUUCCUACUUCGAGUGUUACAGGAACUCUAAGCAUUUCUUGAAAAACCUUCGGCGCGCCGAAAGACGCUCUAUCUAUGGGCGAUGGACCUUCGGAGUGGGCUUUCUUGGAGACAUUUGACUCCCCCCACGACUACAUGCAGAUACUGGCUGGCUCUGAGGAAUGCCCGCAGGUGAUUAUUGUUUUCCCACUGGGCCGCUGGUGUUCAGAAGGGAGUUUUGACUAGACGGUGCACUAUAUGUAUGUAUGUUUGGUCGUUGGUAUUGCGAGUCGACCGGAAGGCUCUGCCAGUUCACUGGUGCAGUGGAGAGGGAAGAGAGGGGAAGAGUAAAGCCGAUACCAUGGAACCCGCCGCCAUAGCAUAUCAGUUCAAUCUUCAAUACAACGAACCUGACGCGCUGAGAGUCGGGACGUGGAAGCUCGCCAGCCGACAGGAUAAUUAGUUUUUUUCAGGGCUGACGGUUAGGCUGUAGUGGUUUUCUCGUAGCGUGGCCUUCAUGGCACUCUCGCCCAUGUAGGUCCUGAGUCUCCUUUACCGUAGGCAGCUACAUGUGGAACGGGGACCCGCUCAUGUGUGGCACGCGUAGAGAGGCUGUUCGGCUUUGUCAGUCACUGCUUUCAAGCCAACCUCUGCUCGUCUUCAGGUCGCCUUGACAUCAAAGCAAAGUGGGUGGGAGAGGGGAAAAUGUGACAGACACUGCGCAAGUCUGUCUCACUACGCAGUAAGUGGGCUAACUCAUGAAAUCCCAACAGAAAUUCUGAAAUGCGUUUGCGUUUCGAAAAUUUUACUCAAGUAGGGGUUUAAAACCAAUCAUCGUGCGGCAUAACUCUAUAAUAAGUCAGUUACCUCAAGAUGCCGACUUUAGAAUGAAAUUCUUUCCCGCUGCAUGCACAAAGUACACUCUGCAAAAAAUGACUACUUAAGUAGCAUGAUUUUUUCUCAUUGAUUUUCGAUGCCCCUAAAUGUUCAAUUAUAUUUCCUGAAAAACAUGCAUAAAAAUAUUCAUUCCUUUUGCUCAUUCAGUAGAAACUGACGUUUUCUUCCAAUUUAACACUCGUAAGGACGGGUAUAAUUUGAUUUUAUGAAACUUUUACAAUUCCCCAAUAAUUUUGAACCCGACCUGCCAUUACACUCGCAUUCAGGGUUCCAAAACUACAGGCCAUAUAGCCUCCGCGUACGGAAAACCACAAAUUUCUCAAUGGUGUUAAGAGAAGACCAUAUAGGGUUAUUAAAAUUAAGCAGUGGCUUUGAGCCGCAUUGUUAACUUUAGAAGCCACAUUGGUAAAUGCAGAGGCAUGGCGUUUUAUGAAGGGCCAUUUCAAUGUAUUAAAAAAUCUCACAUUUUGAAGCUUUCUUCAAACCGAAUUAUACUUUUCCUUCAAAUGUAAAGUUAAAAAAAGACGUAGUUUUCUACCGUACGAAUAUUUUAUGUAUGUUUUCCACGAAAUAUAAUGGAAUUUUUAAGGGUAUCGAAAUUCAAUGACAAAAUGCAUGCUACAUAAGUGGCCAUUUUGUACGGAGCAUGUUUUGUGGAUGCAACCGAAAAGACGUUUGUUCGAAAGUUGGCAUUCUGAGCUAACUGAUUUAUUAUAGAAUUAUGUUGUAGGCUGACUAGUUUUACAACUCCACUUAAUUAAUCUUUUCGAAACGGAAACUGAUUUCGGCAUUUCUGUUGACCUUUCAUGAGUUACCCCACCACUGUCAGCUCAAAUUAUCGAGGCCUCGCCCACUUCAUGGGACACUCGGCUGAUGUCGUCGCUUGCGACGGUCAAACUGCCGUAGUAUCGACUGCUGCUAUGACUUAGUAUUGUGCAUCCCAAAAGUCCGACGGGAAAGGCUCCUGUUCCACCUAUUCUGCCCACCUCAUCUCAAUCGAUGUAGUUAGGGAAAAAAUCAGCCAAACUGCUUACUCCCCAUUUAACCUACCUUUUAGAUGAAAACGCCCGGAAGAGGAUAAACGAGAGCAUCGUAACAUGGGAUCUUGUGCAGAGUCGCACCAGUUGGGGUGUCCUUAUUCUCAUGGGAGGAGGAUUUGCCCUAGCUCAAGUUGUUUUCGUAAGUUGUCCAGAAAAACAAUUGCAAACGAUUGGUUACUUAUGCGGUUUUCGUCCGACAAGCACUCCGUCCACCCUUUCUUGUUGCGACCGGUGGGGCGACAAACGGUGCAGAAGCUCCAGUUAGGAGGACGGAUUAGGUGAAGACUUUGGUGUCAUCCCUAAGUUUGUAAGCCAGAUCAAUCGUCAAAGUGCCCCCAAAUCAGAGUGCCUCGAAGUGGCUUCUUGAUCUGCAAAAAGGGCGGAUGCCGGAAAGGCUUCGGUGCUAUGAGGAAAUGCUUUAAGAAACAGAACUACAUCUGAGUUUUUUUGCAGUGGACAUAUGAAUCAGAAAGCAUUAAAAUUCCCAUUGCAAGAUGGGUUAGGGCGAAUUUCGUACACAAGAAAAGAUACUUCUACCUAAUCAUGUUGCGAUUAUGGAUACAAAAUUCCCAAAGACGUUCCUUUCUUUUAAAAUAACGUUAAUUCGUGCGUCUUUUAUUACGUUUUACGCCUGAUGCACCUCUUUCUACUCCUAAAAUUACUUUUUACUUGAAUUUAGGAGUGUCAAUUAGCACCUGAAGUACCAUGAAACUGGAAACCACCCAUAGCACGGGGCGCCUGUAUUUAGGCAGUCCGGUAACCAAUAUAGCUGCCUGUCUAUUGUCGCAUUACUUCGCUGUGGCGCGGACAGUACUGACCUGGUUCAAAAUAUUAACGACUUCAUUUAACGAAAAAAGGAGAAAUUAUAGUCUCUCCUUUCCACUUGAUAUCAACUUUGUUGCUACUCUUAGAUGCGUUCGGUGCUAACCUCAAUGACAGUCAAUCUCUGUUUUUGUUCAGUCAGGACAACAGCAUAACCGACAUAUUGAACUUCGUUUACACUUGAAAAUGUUACCCUGCACGAAGCCCUUUCUGACAAAUCGACUCGGCAAAUCGGACUUUCCUACUGAGUUCAAUUUCGAUGCGAAAAUAAUUUCCGUCUGCGUUGUAAUUAGUCUGCUACAUUUAUGGCAUGUACAAACUAUCUUUCAGCCAUAAUAGUUACUUACACAUGAGGACAGUAGUAGACGGGUAAGGGGGGGGGGGGUUGAUGAGCAUAUAAAUAGCCAACAGCCCGCAUAUAGGGGUUUCACUGACAAUUUUGCGUUAUCUUACAAGCCUCAAAAUGGCACGACUUGGAUCAGGACUGGGAGUCUUAAGGCUGAACGCUGUUCCGUUAAGCGGACAGUGCUCAACCUGGGCUGGUACGAACACCAGGUCCCCUCUCCCACACUUCCGGUGGCCAUCCAGACCAUUCAGUGGGCUGGUUAAAAUGCUGAUUAUAACACAAGGAUCCCCUUCAUACUGAGGUGUCGCAAUGAACUACAUUCCAGCACUCAAGGGAAAUUUUCCGCCUGCGGCUACCAGAAAUUAGAUUUUUCUUACAAUGGUUAAACUGCAUGACUGCAGUCUGACUGUUUGGAGCGAAGGGCGGAAGUUAUCGCCGCCCUAGUCCUCUCCACCGCAUCCUUUCUAAAUAAUGAUAUUGACCGAUCGUUAUACUCCUUUGCUCUCUCUUUUUUCAUGCCCACUUAUACCACAACGCUUAUACGUCUUCUCACUUCCCUAGGUGGGUGAGUUGUCAAAGGUUAUAAGUGCGGCCCUAGACGGUGUUCGAUCAUUUGAGUCGUUCGGUCUCGUGUGCUUAUUUACCUUUGUUGGUGCCACCUUGACCGAGGUAGUUUCCAACUCCGCUACGGUCACAAUCCUCGUCCCCAUCGCCUUUGACUUGGUGCGUCUAUUAAAUGUCUAUAUAUACAUGUACAUAUAUGCACACUAAUCACAUACGCUUCACUUUCUUCAAAUUGUUUAUUUGUAAGAAACUGUGCAACUGUGCGGGAUAGCGACCAGAUGGUCUCAAUUUAGCACGACUAACGAUUUACUAAUGAAGUUUGCCCCUAAAACCGAACACGCGGUAGAUGCGCUGGAACAGCACAGGUACUAGAUCGGCGUCGGAGAAUGCGCACCAAUAACAAAUGCCACCAUUCGGGGUGUGGUGGCAGAGUCAGAUGCCGGAUCAGAUCGUGUCCACAGCAUUUGUUGUGGUAUAAAAUACUGGCGCCUGUUGUGGACCAGGGGGUAUGGUGGAACGUCUGGGUGCGGCUUUAUGCCGUGACAGCCACCUGCGCCUUCGCCCGCCUCCGGUCUUCUUGACUUGAUCAUGAUGCUGGACGCAAGUGGGGGAGGAAGCGAGAAUGCGGUAGAUGUUGCGCAAAUCUGCAAUUACUAUAAAAGAAAUCACGCACAGAUCAUCGUGCCUGCUCUCAUCCUGAUGCAAGGCACACGGUGAACAUCGUCAAAAUCGAAGUCAAACUGUCGUCAUUUAUGAAGUCUUCACGUUACGUCCUUAUUUCCUGAUGUCUUACAAAAGUGCAAAAUACUUUUUCAGUAAUCCUUGCUAGGUCAGAACAGAAAAAUAAUCACUCCUCUCAGUUCGAAAUGCAGGCUGACUUGGUUAUUACGUACCUGCGUUUUGAAGGCGUCUGUAUUUGUUGAUUGAUCUCGGGAAUGAUUCUUUCGACAAUAAUUCGACCAAAAAAGACAAAGUUUAAAGUAUGCCCAUCCUCCUUACUUGCUUGGUGGUAGCUUACGCGGUAAGAUGUGGUGAUGUAGCCCAACCAGAUGGACACAAUACUGUUGGGGUUAGAGUAAGCGGUUAGGGUUAGAGGCCAGGGUUAGGGCUAGGGGCUAAGGCAACAAUUUCUCAACCACUGAAAGUACAACCACGCACUCUCAAUAGCUUUUCUUUUGCAUACAACUACUUGAGUUCGCCGCCUGUGCGUUCACCGACCCCACCUGCAAAAGCCCCAAUUAUCACCGGUCCGUAUUACAGGCGGCUGGAGUCCGUUUACUUCACGUGGGGCUGCAUAACCACAUUUGACCGCUUGGGUCAUGCAGCCGCAGGAAAAGACAACUUAGUAACUUUGAAUAAGAAGGGUUUAGUUCCAUUGUUAUGGUGGAACAUUUAAUCGUAAAGACAAGAUUGAAUGCUUGGACAAUUAAGGCCUUCGUAGAAAAUGCUCAGCCUAGAAAAAGUACACAACGCGAGUGUGCACACCCGUAAAAUCUCAGCACGAUAUGCCCGAAAUAAAGAAAGACCUUUAAUUGUAAAACUGAGAGCCGCUUUGAGUAACCUUUACUCUGAGGUUAACCAAUACAACCAACCUCAACAGUAAUUUUGACCAGUCAAGAGCAACGUCCCAGGACUCCAUGUGGUCCUGCCGGGAGUGGAGGUGCUAAACAUGGCGCGGAGAACUCAUGAUCGCAGUGUUACUGGUGUGGUGGACGACAUCACAUCAAGUUUUGUGUGGCGAAACUGGCGUGCCACAAGCCCUGCUACCUGCAAUCUAUACUUACGUUGUCAUUACCUAAUUUAUUUGGGCUAACGUCGGCUUUGGGUUAUUUACUUUCGACAACACUAUUCCUCACAGUAAAUGGCAUGAAGUACAGUCGUUCAGCUGACGUUUGGCUAUCAACCAAGAAAAGGAUGCAGUUGGAAGUAUGCUUUCCGUAUUUACUUGCUUUGGGGUAGAUUGCGCCAUACAACCGUAUGAGAAUAAACGCACUAGUUAACAUUACUGAAAAUUUACGUUUAUUAACAUGGCACAAAAUUUAAUCGUGGUGACAUACGUUUAUAGGGACUAGGUUCAGUACUUAUACGAUUAAGGGCUUCGUAGCGAACACAGGAUUUAGAAACUUGCACGCUGAUAUGGAAUGGCAUUAUUGGGGUGAUUAUCCCGCUGGUACCGGUUUCACAGAGAUUAUGGGCAGAAUUGAACGAUGAUAGAAUGAUGCUCGUUGAUAGCGUUACGAGAUUCAAUCGUCCAGUUGUGCCUUAGGGCUAUAUCUCGGGCCCAAAUAACAGCCGCACAGCGGCGCGUAAUAUGGGCAGAAUAACAUUGCCGACAAAGACAAGGGGAAUUUGAAUCGCCAUUUCUGGCCUAUCAGCCGUCGGAAGCCAGGCAUACCCAAACCCAUUGUGUGGUACACCUGGGGCUCGAUCAAGCGACCCGCUGGUUAGAAGUCCAACGCCACUAACCACUGAGCCGCGAGCUCAUUUUCUUGUCCUUUGUGACCGGGAAUAUUCAAUGGCAGAGGGACGCUCCUCGAUCGUAUUACGGAACUUACUCGUCCCGUUGUGCCUUAGACCUCUCUCUCGAGCCCAACCAGCAGCCGCACAGCGGCGCAUGAUAUGGGCAGAAUGAUAUUGCCGACAAAGACAAAGGAGACUAGAAUGGCCAUCUCUGGCUUAUCAGCCGUCGUCAGCCAGGUAUACCCGACCCCGAGGGGUGGUACACCUGGAGCUCAAUCCCACGACCUGUUGGCUAGGAGUCCAACGCCCUAACCACGUGAACAAUUGCGCUGGAGUGGUUUCGGCGUUAGCGGGUCCACCGAAUACAGUGCAGUUUGGGGUGGCUGUGUUUUAGUGAAAGCAUUUCUGGCAUUUACUUAAGCUUGAUUAGGCAACGACUGUGGAAUAGGGUUCCAUUUUACGCUCUCCAAGUUGCUUUGGCUUUUAACUCCAGAAGAUAACUGUACUAAACAGAAAAUGUCUAUUUUUAGGCCGAAUCCAUUAACGUCCACCCCUUCCUACUGAGUCUCCCGCUUACCAUUGCAACUUCCCUUGCAUUCAUUCUUCCCGCUGCUACGCCACCGAACGCGAUCGUCUACUCCAAGGGACGUGUUACAUUACUUCAGAUGGUACGCACUGAACUCGUCAAUGCCUCUGAUUGCUUACUUGUUGUGCCACCCGGUUCGUCUCUAAACAGACGUUGAUUGCGAUUCUAUCGUUAUUGACCGACCGACGGUAAUAGUCUUAUUCAUUUAUGAUGGCAAAAAAGUUAAAAGUAUUAAAAUGGUGCCAUGGUGAUCAAAAAUUAAAUAGUGUACAAAAAGGAAUGCUGGUAAACAUUAACCGAUGAUAUUUUGCUGAAAUCUAAUGUCCCUUUUCCUCUUUUCAACAAAAUCUCCCCUCCAGGCGAAGGCAGGAAUCGUCCUAAACAUCGUCACGCAACUUAUUGUCGUUGCAUGUACCAUGACCUACGGAAGGGCUCUGUUCCAGAUGGACAAAAUUCCUUCCUGGGCCUGA